Pseudozyma flocculosa PF-1 is the source of this 2403-nucleotide messenger RNA. RefSeq lists its product as uncharacterized. Gene Ontology annotation, biological process: negative regulation of glucose mediated signaling pathway; cAMP catabolic process; cGMP catabolic process. The record is from RefSeq and is a predicted model, not a curated record. The transcript is spliced from 2 exons. Gene Ontology annotation, molecular function: 3',5'-cyclic-GMP phosphodiesterase activity; 3',5'-cyclic-AMP phosphodiesterase activity. Lineage: Eukaryota; Fungi; Basidiomycota; Ustilaginomycetes; Ustilaginales; Ustilaginaceae. Bases 1 to 2403 code for a protein of 800 amino acids.
AUGGCCUCCACGCCAUCGCGUCAGGCCACGUCGUCGAGACAUGCGACGCAGGCAGGAGCGAUGCCGCCAAGUCACUCGCAACAGCUCCACCAGCAGCAAGCACACUCGUCUCGGCAACCCCCCUCGCAGCAGCACCACCACAGCCAGCCGCAGCAGCACCACAGCCAGCCGCAGCAGCACCACAGCCAGCCGCAGCAGCACCAGCAACCCUUCUCUUCCUCGCCAACAGAUUCAUUUUUUUCGAUGGACGACGGCGCGGCAGAAGGCUCGCGAAAGCGGCGGCAGCCGCUGGUCCACCUCCAUCCUCCCGACCAGGAGCCGUCGUUCUCGUUUGUCUGCCUCGGCACGGGUGGCGGGCCGCUCGAGGGCGACUGCUCGUGCUACCUCAUGAAGCCGGCCGACGCCGCGUGGCAGGACGGCUCCAUCGUCGUCGAGGGCGGCUCCUGGCUCGGCGCGCUCACCACUGUGCUCGAGCAGACGGGUCCGGACUCGGCCUUUUACGACUUUGACUUUCCCUCGACGACGCCGACGUCGUACCUCCGCGCCGGGCUGAUUGCGUCGUUUGCCGAGGCCUUUCUCAUCUCGCACGCACACCUCGACCACAUCCUCGGCCUCGUGCUCGGCUCGGCAUCGCUGCCGGGCAAGCGCGCCGUCUAUGGCCUCAAGCCCACGCUGGAAAACAUCCUCGACAUGUUCAACGGCAAGAUCUGGCCCAAGCUGGCGAGCUGGAACGAGGACGAGCCGUACACGAUGUACCACAUGCGGGCCCUGGAGCCCCAACGACCCUACAGCCUCAACAACUCUCUGGUGGUGCUGCCAUUUGCGCUUUCCCACGGCCUCAAUCCUUCAGUCCCGCCAGCGCCGCCGACGCCAAGCUACACGCCCGCCAAGUUCACCCAGAGCUACUUUAACAAGCGAGCCUCGCUCCCGCUCAGCACCCAGAUGGCGUCGUUCCGGCUGGCCAGGGGCGUCGAUGAGCGCGCGCGGACGCUCGACAAGGCGGCGAGUGGGGCCGCGCCAGGCUCCAACGCUGCGGCGCAUCUCGCGGCGGCCGACGCCCGAAGAGCCUCCAAGGCCAAAUCGGAGAACGACAAGGUCGAGCUACCCUUCAACAGCCCAUUCCGGUCAAGCGGCGCCGACCACUCCCUCGAUCCUCGCGAGAUGGGCCAGCAGGGUCACGCACAAGCCCACGCCCCUCUGCCCGACUCGACGCCGGCCGCACGGCCAGGUGAACCGAUCUCGCCGCGCGCCAACCCCGCCCGCGUUGCCGCGACCAGCGCGACCAUGUCCCCCUCCCUCUCGGCUUCCUCAUCGUCGUCGUCGGUAUCAAACGCGCCCGUGCCGCAUCGCGGGCGAAACCGACCGAGCCGGCCGCGCACGGCGCAGGGAUCCGAGACGCACAACCCACCACCAUCGGCGUGGAACUCAUCGGCGGCAGGACACGCAGCCGAGGGCAACAUCUACAGAGCGGCGACCCAGGCCGACCGCAAUGCGGCCACCGCCCCGCCAUCGCACGCUUCGACGUCAUCCUCGUCCUCGUCGCUGGCGCCGCCGGCGCCGAACCGGCCUCCCCGCCGCGUCUCGAUCGACCGCUCACCGCCGAGCCUCGACUCGACGGCGUUUUUCAUCACGCACAGCGAGCACGACCGCGACGUCCUCUUCUUUGGCGACGUCGAGCCGGACUGCGUGUCGCGGUCGCCGCGCAACCGGCAUGUGUGGAGCCACGCGGCCGAGCGCUUUGCCGAGGGCAAGCUCAACGCCAUCUUUCUCGAGUGCAGCUUCGCCCGCGGCCACCCGACGCAGUUUCUCUACGGCCACCUCUCGGUCGAGCAUCUCUUCGAGGAGCUCAAGGUGCUGGCCAUCAUGGUCAAGCGCCUUCGGCAGCGGCGCCGCAGCUCGGCGGGCGGCAGCCCCACGUCGCGCUACCGGUCCAGCAACGGGUCCGGCUCGGCGGCCGCCGUCAGCACGUCGCCGUCCGACUCGAGGUACCAGCCCAGCCUGCGGCCCUCGCCACUCGGCACGUCGGCCGUCGCAGCGCCGGCGCCAGCAUCGUCGGCAGACCCCAACGCGGGCCUGGGCGACACGUACAUCGGCACCAUCGACGACGAAGAGGUCCGCGGCCAGCUCGAAGGGCUGGCCGUCAUCAUCAUCCACGUCAAGCCCGCCCUCUUCCCGACGUUCAUGCCAGCUGCCGACGACGAUGACGACGACGACGAUGACAACGACAGCGAGCACAUCGACGGUGACGGCGACGGCGGCGAUGCCACCAGGGAGUGCGGCAAGAGGCUCGACCCAAGGUCGAUGCCCGUCAAGAUCCUCGACGAGCUCAACGAAGAGGAGGGCGAGGUCGGCCUCGGCGUCCGCUUUGUGAUGGCCCAGCAGGGCAUGCGGAUAGAGUGCUGA